GAUGCGUGCCUUCACGCGCUUCUUCGUUUUCUUCUCCAUUUUCGCCAUUGCCACUGUAACCUCCAAAGCUCAGACAAACCAAAGACCCUCAGCUUUUGUUCUUCCGAUUAAAAAACACGAGCCGACACAACAGUUCUUCACUUCCCUCGAUGUCGGAACCCCCCGGAGAUCUUCUCUCAACCUCGUACUCGACCUCAACUCCAACCUCACAUGGCUCAACUGCCACAGACGCAACUCAUCCACUCUCCGGCAGACCCGCUGCCGAAGCUCUGUCUGCUCCGCCGUCCCCGGCGACGGAUGCGAAGGAGGUUUCUGUUCCCGGCGGCUACGCAGCCCUCUGAGCGGCAAACCCGUCGCCGGACGUAUCAGCCAAGAGAGGAUCUCGUUCCACAGCACUCCUAGCACCUUCGGCGACAAAACUAUCGUCCGAGUCUCCGUUCGGCCGUUCACUCUCCUCAUGUACAGGAUCUCGUUCCACAGCACUCCUAGCACCUUCGGCGACAAAACUAUCGUCCGAGUCUCCGUUCGGCCGUUCACCUUCCUCGGCGCCGCCGAUCCCGGAGUAGCUCCGCCGGCCGUCGGAGUCGUGGGUCUCGCCGGCAGUGCUAUCUCGCUUCCGGCCCAGGUGACAUCAGCUUUCAACGUCAUAAGAAAGUUCGCUCUUUGCUUGCCGUCGUACGGAACCGGACGUUUCUACAUCGGGGCCGCUCUGUACGAUUUCCCGCCGUUGACGGAGAGUCCACCGUUGACUCUGACGCCAUUUGGAAAGCAUCCCGGCUCCGGAGCCGGCGACUACUUCAUCAGCGUUAGCUCGAUAUCCGUUGACGGAGACGUGAUUGCGGUUAACGGAGGGACAAAAAUCAGUACGGUGACUCCGUACACCGUACUUCACUCUGAUGUCUACAGAGCCCUGGCUUUAUCAUUUGAAAACAUAGCAAAGGCAAUGGGUAUACGCAAGGCUCCGGCGGUGGCUCCGUUCAUGGACUGCUUCGACGCGAGCUCCGUUCGGAAGAACGCGAUCGGCCCGAACGUACCGGCCGUAGAUUUCGUCGUGCCAGGGAGGAUCGGAAACGUGAAAUGGCGUUUCUACGGGGCGAAUUCGAUGGUGAAGGCGAACGAAAAGGUCAUGUGUUUGGCCUUCGUCGAUGGAGGAACCAAAUCCGACAACUCCAUAACCAUUGGAACUCACCAGCUUCAGAACCAUCUUGUCGAGUUCGAUCUCACGACUUCGGUUUUCGGGUUCAGCGAAUCGCUCUUGCUUCACAACACUAGCUGCUCCAGUUAGCUUAAAGGGCUUAACCGUAAGCCCUUAACCAGUCUUUGAUCCUAUGUUACUUGUUGUUUGGUUUUAUCUGUUA
This is a messenger RNA of Tarenaya hassleriana, 1358 nucleotides long. Its product is annotated as basic 7S globulin 2. Gene Ontology annotation, molecular function: aspartic-type endopeptidase activity. Lineage: Eukaryota; Viridiplantae; Streptophyta; Magnoliopsida; Brassicales; Cleomaceae. The record is from RefSeq and is a predicted model, not a curated record. Gene Ontology annotation, biological process: proteolysis.